GACGCCCCAACCACAUGUUGCAGACCUGCUGCUAAGCCACGGGCACCAUAGCUGCCACUGAAGGCGACCGGGCGCUUCUUCUUAACUACCUAGCCGCGUCUCGACGGCGCUGGCUCUUUCCCGAGGACCUAUCCGAAUCCGCGACCGUGCCGCCUGAAAUCCAGUCGUCAUGUUGCGCCCUGCAACACCGCUCUCGGUGCUGCUUUUUGCGGCAUUCGCCUUACUCCUCUUAUCGGUUCUAUCAACCCCCAUCAUCAAGGUUAUUCCGCUUGGAAGCUGGCAGGGCGUCGAUUUUGGCGUCUUUGGGUACUGCACUUCAAAUGGCUGUACCUCAAUCGAGAUCGGCUAUGACGUCCGGCCUCUGAAUUCCAAUGACUUCGAUCUUCCUUCUUCCACUCGUUCAACUCUUUCAAGCUUGCUCAUUGUUCACCCGGUUGCCGCCGUCAUUACCCUCAUUAUGUUUUGUCUUGCCGUGGUCGCCCACUUCCGCAGCCCGUCCCACUCGUCUAGGUACCUGCUGCUGCUCUUCAUCGUCGGCAUUCUCGAUUUCCUUGUCUGUCUCCUGAGCUUUCUCGUGGACGUGCUGCUUUUUGUCCCUCACUUAGCCUGGGGUUCAUAUGUAGUCCUUGCCGCCACGAUCCUAGUUGCGCUUAGCGGCUUGGUCUCGUGCGCAAUGCGGAGGACGAUCGUGGGCAGGAAGGCGAGGAAGAAGCGCAUUGCUGAGAAUGCAGAGAUGAGCGGCGAGAACUAUUACAACCGCCAGGCCCAACAGACGACUACUCCCGCGGCUGCGGCGAGCACGCUAAGACCUACUGUCCCCAUGAUUAGCGGCGCCAAUGGCGGAGCCGACACGCUACCGGAGUUUGCCUCCUUUGAGAAGAAGGAUGACCGGAGCAGCGAUGAGAGGAUACCCCUCACUGCAACCAGAAGCCCUUCAGAGAGGACUCCAGGCACCUUCGCCACCGAGGGAACAGCUACAUACGUGAACGACGGAAACGGUUCCAUGGAUAUGGCGCCCUUGCGUUCGCUGACGAACACUCCCGGUUCCCGGGAUCAAUACGCAAACACUCUACCGCCCCAGGACAGUUAUCCCAUGAGGCCUCCUUCUGUUGAACGCGUGGGCUCGCCAGGAAGAGGCGGCAUGGCACCGGCAGGGUACCGGGGACGUGGUGGGUAUCCUGGGCCCGGCCGUGGCGGUUACAACGGUUACGGUCCUCCGCCAGGGGGUCGCGGCGGAUAUGGCCCGCCAGGUCGUGGGGGCUACGGACCUCCCGGAGGUAGGGGAGGGUAUGGUCCCCCUCCACGGGGCUACGGUGGACCUAUGCGAGGCGGGCGGACACCGCCGCCGCCAAGCUACCAAGGAUCCCCCGCUCCAUACGACAGGAGGCCUUCUCCCGCUGGACCGUACGGUCCCGGUCCUUAUGGCGCCAGACAAGCUUCGCCUGGUCCGCCGGCCGCCCCCGCCUACAUGAAUCCGUCCAUAUCCAACGGUUCAUCUAACAGCGGUUACCAGCCGUACAAUCCCAAUCAAGAUGAUCUUCCGCGGGCAGAGUCUCCUCCGCCCCUGCCAGGCGUCGAUGACAGUGUACCCGCGCCGCAUGCGGUGGAGAUGGACGCGACAACCAGCAGUCCGACACGCGGAUCUGGUGGGCUUGGACAGUUCAACAUCCGAGACAGCGACUCGGAUGUUGCAGGCAUGUUAGCGUUGCAGCAAGGCCGGACCUCGGCUGUGGGUCGACACAUGAGCGAUACCAGCAGAUACAGUGCGGAUGAGAGCACCUACGUGCCGCCAAGGCAGGCAUGGAACCAGGGACCAGGCAGGAAUUCACCCCGCGUAGCCUCACCGCUGAACACUGCCGGACGCCCUGCGGAACUUCCAACCCAUGGAAGCCCUCCGCCCCAGUCGCCGGUAGCGCCUGCUGGUGAGUACUACGAGGAUGUGGACCCCCGCUUCGCGGAACCUCCGGCCCAGAGACCAACACCCGCUCCCAUAAACACGACUAACUCCUACGAGGAUAUACCCCAAGGCUCCCGCAGCCCGGCAGAAUCUGAGCGUUCAAACUUCACUUCAAUAUCCCAGCGAGGCAUCAAUCCCCGUUGGAACCCAAACCCAUCAUCAGUGCCCAUGAUGCCCAGGCGUCCGGUCAACCGCUCGGACAUGCUUCUUGACUCGAACCCCGAUUUUGGACUGCCCAAUCGUGGCGGGCCUUCAAGGCCAGGCGGCCCGAGGAUACCUGACGGCGCUUAUCCCCGGGGAACAUAGUUAGCUCAUUUCUAUCUUGCCGCUUUCAGGCAACGGCAUAGCUUCCAUCUGGGCAGCGAAUGUUACUCUAAGCGAGGGCCUUUAUUUUUCCGUCUUCGCCACGUAUAUA
Molecule: messenger RNA, 2372 nt
Organism: Chaetomium strumarium
Lineage: Eukaryota; Fungi; Ascomycota; Sordariomycetes; Sordariales; Chaetomiaceae
Product: SUR7/PalI family-domain-containing protein
Exons: 3
Coding region: 170-2263 (697 amino acids)
Cellular component (GO): cell division site; growing cell tip; plasma membrane
Source: RefSeq, a predicted model, not a curated record